Messenger RNA from Ilex paraguariensis (yerba mate), 1244 nucleotides. NCBI's taxonomy places the organism in Eukaryota, Viridiplantae, Streptophyta, Magnoliopsida, Aquifoliales, Aquifoliaceae. The record is from the annotation of a GenBank genome assembly.
AUGGAACACCCCCACAACACCAGCAGAGCCGAAGCUGAACGCUUGCUCGGAAUCUCCGAGAAGCUGUUACUCAACAGAGAUCUCAACGGCUCAAGAGAGUUCGCACUCUUAGCCCAAGAAGCCGAACCCUUACUGGACGGCCCAGAUCAGAUCUUGGCCGUUACCCAGGUCCUUCUCGCCGCCGAUAAGCGGAUCAACAACCACCACGACUGGUACGCUAUACUCCAACUCGAGCGCCGUUCCGACGACCUCGAACUCAUCAAGAAACAGUUCCGGCGACUGGCUUUUCUUCUACAUCCGGACAAAAACAGGUACGCUUUCUCUGACACUGCGUUUAAGCUGGUCGCCGAUGCUUGGGCUGCGUUGUCGGACUCGAAAAAGAAGUUUCUGUUUGACAAUGAGUUGGGUCUGUACUCGAAGAUCGAUCUGGUGGCGACGAAGAAGCAGAGAGAAUUUCAAAAGCAACAACCACCACCACCAAAACAGCGUCAAAAAGAUCAGGAUCAUCAGACAUUUCCGGUGAGACGGGGCUCGCCGCCGGCGAGUACUGGCGGGGAGAAGGAAACGUCGAGUUUUUGGACGGCGUGUCCGUACUGUUACAACUUGUAUGAGUAUCCCAGGGAUUACGAGGGGUGUUGUUUGAGGUGUCAGAACUGUGAGAGGGCUUUUUCGGCGGUGGCUAUUCCGGAGAUGCCACCAUUGGUGCCGGGGAAGGAAGCGUAUAAUUGCUGUUGGGGAUUUUUUCCGAUGGGGUUUACGGUUUCGGGGUCGGAGGUUGGCAAAAGUGGGGGGUUUCCAGUUUGGGUGCCUCCCACGUUUUCUACAGGUGGGACGGCGACGACGGAGCCAGCGGUCUGGCCGAGUGGUGGAAACGGCGGUGGGUUUGUGAAUGUGGCGGAAGUGAAUGUGACUCCGGCUGGUACCAUGGCUAAGAAGAAGAGAGGUAGGCCUAGGAAGGUUGUGCAGGUGUAAUUAGGGGUUUUUGGGGGGCCCAAUGGGUUGAAAUGGUGUGAUUACGUCGUCGUUUUGAGAACAAAAAUGUCUCCACCCCUUGCCGUUAGCAUUUUGGAAAGUGAAGUUGAUAUGGGUUUGGGAAGCCUGUAGGCAUGGUUAUAGUUUGUUUGUUUAUAUGUAGCGUAUGUAGGGCUUAGAUGCUUGAAGAAUGUAGAUUUGCCUUGUAACUGACUGCUUCAGUGAUGAACUGUUUAACUUAUAAUCCAGCAGGAAUAUGAUUUUGGCAAGAA